CAGUGACGGAUGUUGGAUUAACGAAAAUGAAAAAUCGAAUUGUUAUUUUAGUGGUUGUGUUCUCCAUUUUGGCUGUUGAUGUAAUUUCCGCAAAUACAGCGUUACAGCCUGUGGUGAAAAACUCAACAGAACACAGUGAAGCUCGACAAGCAGUGGUCACUACUGCUAAUCGAUGGUGGCCCUACGGCUGGGGUUGGGGCUGGGGCUGGGGAAUAGCUGUCUUCGUCCUCGCCAUCGUGAAAGGCUCCAUCCUUCUGGGUCUUUUCGUGAUCUGGGCCUUCUUCAGAGGAUUCGGAGGAAAACAUGGCGGAUGUGCUCCGAUCAUCAUUCGUGAAUCUCCACCACCAAGCUACAGUCAUCCGCCCUGGGAUCGAUCCGGAUACGUAAGUGGUCCUCAGCUUACCAGAUCCAAACGUUCAACCGACUACAGAGACUCCGAACUCUAUUGGACGGACAUGAUCACCGAUCUAGGGUUUAGUUUUCUGGGUAUUCACUCCAAGGAUUGCCGCAAGCGGUUCGUCUGUGAAGUUGACGUGCAAGCUCGCACCGAUCCGAUGAUUCAACUGGCCACGCACAUGUUCGGUCGCGAUAUAUUUCGUCUCUAUCGUUCGGCUGGUGACCAGCUUGCCAAGAGCGUUGAUCAAUGUGGUCAAAUCUAUAGCCAGUGUAAACUCCUGGCGCCGUCUCUCACGUUUGGUGCAUUCACUGGACAGAUUGAUCCAAUGGCGGACUACGAUGAUACCAUGGCGGCAUCGAUUGACGAUGCUGAAGAAACGACCGAUACAGCCACCCCUGUGGAAACUGAUCAAAAGGAAUUGAGCAAGCAAACUAUGAGCGAACCCCUUCGGGAAAAGAAGUAUUUCAACAAACGGAAGCGAUACUUCAAAAUAACAAACGUUAAAUAAAUUUCUUUGAGUCUGUAAGGAAAUCUAUUUGUAAUAAUUUAUUCUACCACAGAA
Messenger RNA from Uranotaenia lowii, 959 nucleotides. RefSeq lists its product as uncharacterized. The record is from RefSeq and is a predicted model, not a curated record. Bases 27 to 905 code for a protein of 292 amino acids. Lineage: Eukaryota; Metazoa; Arthropoda; Insecta; Diptera; Culicidae. The transcript is spliced from 2 exons.